GUGAGAGAUGAGGUAUAUAUAUAGCAGAUAGUGAAGACAUGGAGGUACACAGUUCACGUAUUACCUGAUCAACAUGAACGCUAAGAUCCUCUUCCUGCUGGGUGUGGUGACCCUGGUUGCUGCUGAUAGGCGCCCCCGUCCCUCCUACUCAGCUCCUCGGGACUUCUCAGAGGAAUCGUAUGAGUCAAGUGAGGCUCAGUACAACUUCAACUGGGCCGUCGACCACGACCCUUCAAGCAAUGAGUUCGGUCACCAGGAGACCCGCGACGGUGACGACACCCAGGGGUCGUACUACGUGCAGCUUCCCGACGGUCGUCGUCAGACUGUGACGUUCUACGUGGACGGUGACUCAGGCUACCUGGCCGAUGUCAAAUACGACGGAGAGGCUCGCUAUUCUGACGAAUCUUCCUCCUUCGAAUCCUUCGAGUACGCUCCCCGCAGGCCAGUGUACGGCUAGUCCUCCUGCCUCGCCGUACAAGCUGCUGUCCGUGUCUUAAGUACACGGUUCUCUUCCACGUCAUCUUGAUCUCCAGAUCAUAAAUAAACUUGGAAGUUUUCUUACCUCUACAAAUAUGUCCAGGAAUCUACUCGUAUAUCCCUGUACGACCUUUCGUCUCUUUAUUCCACCCAGUCACUAUGACUGUAUUAAUCUAUUUAUUGAAUCAAUAUCUUAUUGUGAUUAUUUAUUCUAAAUUCAAUCUAUUUUGAGAAUAUAAUUAAAUAUAUUUACUUGA
This is a messenger RNA of Homarus americanus (American lobster), 734 nucleotides long. Its product is annotated as pro-resilin-like. NCBI's taxonomy places the organism in Eukaryota, Metazoa, Arthropoda, Malacostraca, Decapoda, Nephropidae. Bases 74 to 457 code for a protein of 127 amino acids. Gene Ontology annotation, cellular component: extracellular matrix. The record is from RefSeq and is a predicted model, not a curated record. The transcript is spliced from 3 exons.